AUGUUGAUAAAAAAUCGUAGAUACUCAGAAAAGUUUGUUUCGCACUUGUUUUAAAUCUUUUUUUUAGAUUGCUGCUCUUUUUGGUUUUUUUUUUCGUACACUUCUUUUGAAAUAAGCUCAAAGCUUUCAGAUCAUGGCGGCCGCUACCAAGACAGUCAAAUUUGCGUACAACAGUAAGUUUUAAAGUUGUGGUUCCAUUUUAAGAUCAAUUUUCAGAUGGUGUUGCCAACUACUUGCGCAAGCUCGCUUGGACAAACUUCUGGGGAGGUCGUGAGUAUGGUUAGUUUUUUUUUCUUCUUUGUCUUGUUGAUGGUUUGUUAACACCGAAAAAUAAUUUUUUGAUUUUUCGUAUUUCUGUUCAAGUCUCUUCACAAAACUUCAACACAGAUGUAUUUUCUAACAAAAAAUAUCAUUUGAGGCCUUCAAUUCCACGACACGUAUUUCGAGCCCGCCCCGGAAGUCAAGGAGGCUUUGAGACGGUUGAAUCUCAAAGGAGCCCCACCUUUUCGAUGAGCGAAAGGUAUGGUGAUUGAAAUCGUGAAAGGAAACUUGUCUUUUUAUUAAAAAAUUGGAGCAUUUUAAUUUAUUUUGAGGCGUUUUUCAGCAAAAAAAUUUUUGAAAAAGGUUUUUUUAAAGUUCUCGAGAAGAUAAACUCUUUCGUAAGAAUUGCAAAAAAAGGGGUUUUUUUUAAAUAUAGUUCGGAGUUUUAAGACCUUUUAAAUCUGGCAUUCUUGUUGUCAACAUUAUUAUAUCCUUCAAGAGUUAUUUUUUCGAUCGAAGAUCCUUGAAAUGCCGAUGGGAAAAAUUCAUUUCGCUUUUUUUAAACCCUCUUUUUAAUUCCCUUUUUUAAGUGACGCUCCGAAAUCUGUUUGAAGUGAAUUUAAAAAAAAUUUGUUUCUUGAAUAAUUGAACGAAAAAAAAAGAAUCUCCGACUUUUUUUGUCUUAAAAAUAGAUACCAGCAAGUUCUUUAAUAUUGUUUUCGAAGUUAUCUCAUCAAAUUCUAGUUAUCCUUCUCACUCUCUGACGGUUAUUUUGAAAUACGUCACCUUUCUGUGAAGAUCAAAAGCUUUUUUUUUGUGAUUUUGAAACAUAAUCUUUGUGAUUACCGCUUUGAAAAACUUGAGAAAGAAAUUGGAUCCGUUGAAAAAGAAUAAAUUUCAAGGUCCGCCUCUCCCGCGCCCACACACUGGCCAUGCACGGCGAGCGUCUGCCAAAGUCCGAGUGGACUCAAUGGGAAAACGUAAUUUAAUCGAAAAAUUAUAUAAAGAAAUAAAAUCAAUAAUGUUCCAGGAAACCUGGUACCUGAAGCCGUACCUCGACGAAAUCGAGGCCGAGAAGAAGGCCCGAGCCGAAUCUUCUGGCCUCAUCCCCCCUUACCAAAUGAAGCAUUAA
Messenger RNA from Caenorhabditis auriculariae, 1393 nucleotides. The record is from the annotation of a GenBank genome assembly. NCBI's taxonomy places the organism in Eukaryota, Metazoa, Nematoda, Chromadorea, Rhabditida, Rhabditidae.